Perkinsus marinus ATCC 50983 is the source of this 177-nucleotide messenger RNA. RefSeq lists its product as hypothetical. The transcript has a single exon. The annotation marks the transcript as partial. Lineage: Eukaryota; Perkinsozoa; Perkinsida; Perkinsidae. The record is from RefSeq and is a predicted model, not a curated record.
AUGUCUUCUGCUACUUCCUCUCCUCGUUAUAUACAUCACUGCUGCCCAGAGGCCUUCACACCUCCCAGACGAGGUGUCCUCCCUACUACUACUGCGUCAUGCGAGCUCUGGCCUACUGCUAACCUCUCGCGCUCAUUUGAUACCAAUACUUGUCGGGAAGCGAUGGAGCGGCUAAAA